GGACUCAUUUUGCUGCGGCACCAGCGCUAUGGCAGCUCUGUGUUAAAGUGCUGCUUUAAUGGGUGUAGUUUUCUAACGCGUCCCCCACUCCCCACCGGACAGUAAACCGCGACAUUUCUUUACCUGCCAGAACAGGAGCCUUGGAAUUUCUUCGGCCAUGUUUGCCAAAGCUUUCAGAGUUAAAUCCAACACUGCUAUCAAAGGGUCUGAUAGGAGGAAAUUACGAAAUGAUGUCGCAGCAACUUUUCCCACCCUCACAUCUGAACAGCUAUCUGAAGUUGUGCCAAAUAAAGAAGAGCUGAAUAUCAUUAAACUGUAUGCUCACAAAGGAGAUGCUCUCACGGUCUAUGCUAAUGGCAGAAUACCAGUCCUUUUUGAAAUGGAGAAGAGACUGUAUCCAACAGUGUACACCCUGUGGUCUCAUCCUCACCUUCUCCCCGCCUUUUCCACAUGGCCACCUGUGUUGCACAAACUAGCAGGAGGAGCAGAUCUAAUGCUUCCAGGGGUUGUAGUGCCCUCUUAUGGUCUUCCUCAGGUAGAUCGGGGUACUCUCUGUGCCAUCACCUUGGUGGGAAACAGUGCCCCUGUGGCCAUUGGCAUAGCUACCAUGUCCUCUGCAGAGAUGGUGGCAGCUGGAAUGAAAGGAAAAGGCUUCACAGUGCUGCAUACAUAUAUGGAUCACUUAUGGGAGUUUGGUGACAAGUCAUGCCCACCAACAAUAGUCCCCUUAGAAGCAGAGUCUUCAGAGAUGAUGGAUGCUGAAGAGGAGGAGCAAGAGGCUGGAGAAGGGGAAGGCAAAUCACAGGAAAACAGCCACCCUAUUGACCCAUGCCUGCAGACAGGGAUUAGAAAUCUAAGCAUGGAAGAUGCUAUUCAGGAACCUAAUGAAAACGGUGCUGCUGAAACUACUGAAGAGGACAACCUAGAUAUUCCUCAGGAGGUAGAAGACAGUAGGAGUCAACAAGAGCAAAUGGAUGCAUUGCUUCACCAAUGCUUCUUCCACGCCUUAAAAUGUAAAGUGAAGAAGUCGGAGCUCCCUCUACUGACCAGCACCUUUCUCCGCAACUACAUGUUCUCAUGUUGUCCACAAGGUCAACAACUAGACAUAAAGAAAUCAAGCUACAAAAAAUUCUCCAAGUUCCUGCAGUCAAUGCAGCAACAAAAUAUCCUGCAGGUGAAGGAACUGAAUAAGGGAGUAGAGAGCAUUGUCAGUGUGGACUGGAGACAUGAAAGCAUUAGGUCUUUUGUAGUACCUAUUGAAAUAGCAGCAUCUGAAUUGUCUGUCCAGGAUAGCAGAAGUGGUGGUGGAGAACAGCCGUACCACUGUCCUGAAAUCAUACCACUCUAUGGCAUCUCAUCCAAAAUGGCUCCCUUAUUCCAAGAGUCUGGAUAUAAGAAAGGUGACACCCUGUCCAGCAGUGAAGUAAGAAGUGCUGUUAUCAACUACGUGAAGCUUAAUGAGCUGGUUGAUGAAACAAACAAAAACUUUAUAAAGGUGAAUCCCAUCUUGUGUGAUUGUCUGUUGGAAAAAUCUGAGCAAUAUGAAAUUUCAAAGCUCGGAUGGGACAAUCUCCUGAGCAGGUGUCUGGAUCACCUACAGCCCUUCCAUCAGGUGACUUUUUUUGGACAUGACCCCAUCGUGAGGAAAGGAAACAUUGAUCCCAUUGAUAUAAACAUAGCACAAAGAUCGUGCAAUAAAAAGGUAACCAUAAUUAAGAAUCUUGAGCUGUAUGGGCUAGACCCACAGGCUGUUGCCAACUUUCUCCAGCAAAAAGUUCAAGCGAGUGCCACUGUCACCACACUUCCGGGAGCAAAGGACAGAGCACAGGUCCAGGUACAAGGCAAUCAGAUCCACCACCUUGCUAAGCUGCUGGUGGAGGACUACCAGAUACCUCGCAAAUACAUCAAGGGUCUUGAGAAGGCACCAAAGAUGGGCCGGAAGUAGCAGCCAGGUCUGAAGAUCAAAGUCAGAACUUUGUUAUUUAUAAAUAUUUUAUUCAACAGAAAUGACUAAUCCAGCUGCCUUACCUAUAAAAUAAUGGGUUUUAU
Molecule: messenger RNA, 2049 nt
Organism: Lacerta agilis (Sand lizard)
Lineage: Eukaryota; Metazoa; Chordata; Lepidosauria; Squamata; Lacertidae
Gene: EIF2D
Product: eukaryotic translation initiation factor 2D
Exons: 15
Coding region: 158-1945 (595 amino acids)
Biological process (GO): translational initiation; formation of translation preinitiation complex
Molecular function (GO): translation initiation factor activity
Source: RefSeq, a predicted model, not a curated record